Molecule: messenger RNA, 4581 nt
Organism: Limanda limanda (common dab)
Lineage: Eukaryota; Metazoa; Chordata; Actinopteri; Pleuronectiformes; Pleuronectidae
Gene: rab11fip4b
Product: RAB11 family interacting protein 4 (class II) b
Exons: 14
Coding region: 451-2091 (546 amino acids)
Biological process (GO): endocytic recycling; regulation of cytokinesis
Cellular component (GO): endocytic vesicle; recycling endosome membrane; midbody
Source: RefSeq, a predicted model, not a curated record
CAGCCGGCGAAGCAGAGCAGCCAGAGAGGGACAGUGUGUGAGGGUGCAGAGUCUGUGCUUGUGUGUGUGUGUGUGUGUAAGUGUGUAAGUGUGUGUGUAAGUGUGUGUGCAUGUGUAUGCAUGUGUGUGUGUGUAUGUGUGUGUGAAACAGUGAGAGAGAGGAAGUGCAGGUGAAGCCAGGGAGUGUUUUAAAGUGGAUGGUACAUUGCACUCCUCUCUGCCUCUCGCUGGACUAUUCCACCAACAAGGACUCACCCUUCGGACUGUCCAGAAGCUUCCUCCUCCUCCUCCUGGGAACACCUGUGUGCAUGUGUGUGUGUGCAGAGGACACAACAGACCUGGCCCUGCUGAGGGUCUCUGGCUGGGGGAGAAGGGGGGACCGCUGCUGACCAUGGACUCCCCUCAAUAGAAAACGGGGGUGGCGAGGAGGAGCGGGUGUGGCCGGUCAUCAUGUGCACGCGAGCCUGUCCUGACCCCGUCCCUGAGUGCCAGCUGUUCCCGGGAGAGGUGGAGGGGCCUGAAGAGGAGGUGGCAGACGACGGCAGGGAGAGGGAAUCGGACAGAGACAGCGCUGUGGAGAGCACCCAAGGGUCGGACACCUCAGACGGGCUCAUCAGACCGGGGGACAAGGAAGACGCACUCGGCGAUCUCUUUUUCCCGGGGGAGAAGUGUGGUCAGACUAGCAUCUCAGUGACCUCUGACCUAUCGACACGUUCCUCGGCUUCUCUGAACGAGGAGCAGUUUGAGGACUACGGGGAGGGGGAGGAGCCAGACUACACUCUCAGCAGCCCCUGUCCGGACGACGAGACUCGUACCAACGGAUACUCGGACCUCGGUUCAUCUGUUCCCUCGAGUGCAGGACAGACUCCUCGUAAGGUGCGUCAGCAUUACCCCGGCGAACUGAUGGAUGUCUAUUGCUCUCAGUGCAGCAAAAAGGUCAACCUCCUAAAUGACCUGGAGGCUCGCCUGAAGAACCUCAAGACUAACAGCCCCAACAGGAAAAUCUCCAGCACGGCGUUUGGAAGGCAGCUCCUACACAACAGCAACUUAAGCAGCAGCAACGGCAGCACGGAGGACCUGUUCCGAGACAGUAUCGACUCCUGUGACAUCGACAUCAAUGAGAAGGUGACUUCUCUGGAGAAGAAGGUGGCAGAGCUGGAAAAUGAGAUUCUAAUGAAUGGCGAUCUCAAAUCCAAGCUGAGGCAGGAGAACACGCAACUAGUUCACAGGGUUAAUGAGCUGGAGGAGCAGCUGAAAGACACAGAGACACGAGCAGAUCAAAACCUGAAGGAGGGACUGAGACGACAUCGAGAGGCCUACGGCAAGAUGGAGCGAGACAAGAACACACAGACAGAGCUGCUGAACAACCGAGUAAAGCAGCUGGAGGAGGAAAACUGCGAGAUGUCUCUUCACAUGUGCCGACUCAGGUCACAGACGGAGAAACUGGAUGAGGAGAAGCAAAGAAUGACGGACAAGUUGGAGGACACCAGUCUGCGCCUGAGGGACGAGAUGGACCUCUACAGGAAGAUGAUGGACAAACUGAAACAGAACAGACUCCAGUUCCAGAAGGAGAAGGACGCCAUGCAGGAGCUGAUAGAGGACCUGCGUCGAGAGCUGGAGCAUUUGCAGCUGUUCAAGCUGGAGACUGAGAGGCCUGGCCGCGGCCGCACCUCCUCCUCGAGUCUGGCCGACUUCAACUGCAGGACCAGGGAGGUGGAGCUGGAACACGAGGUGAAGAGACUCAAGCAGCCGUUUGCGUCCCAGGACUUUCCUCCCUCUGAAUUCCAGCACCUGGUGUUGUCUGGGGCUUGGUUCCAUCCUGGCCUGAUGGAGAACCAGAAGCUGAGGGAGCAGAACGAUGAUCUGAACGGUCAGAUCCUCAGCCUCAGUCUCUAUGAAGCAAAGAACCUGUUUGCCACUCAGACCAAGGCCCAGUCUCUGGCUGCAGAGAUAGACAAUGCCUCGAGAGACCAGCUGAUGGAAGCCCUGAAGGAGCAGGAGGAAAUCAACCUGCGCCUGCGACAGUACAUGGACAAAAUCAUCCUGUCCAUCCUGGACCACAACCCCUCCAUCCUGGAGAUAAAAAACUAGCAGUGACUCAACUGGAGUGAAUCUCAUCCUGGGACUCGGGAGGACGAGGAUCAUUCCAGUUGCUGCAUCAAGACCUGAUUCUGUAAAGGAAAGCAGAGACAGGGCAGGGCCAGUCGGAAACCGGGACAUAUAAAUAGACAUGCAUCGCCCCCUGCUGUUUGUGGCUUGAAGAGGAUUUAUUCUGCAGCGAAGGCUCAAAGCACUGGUUGCUCACUGACUUUUGAUCAUACUGCUGUGACUCUGCAGCUUGAACUUUGUUUCUGUACAUCCUUUGACCUGAAGACAAAACUGGAGAUCCUGUUUUCAACGAUCACUGGACAUAAUGUACUCGGGAUAAAAAACUGGAACGAUGUAUUAAACCUGAUGUGGGUUCUAUUGUUUCCUGGUGUAGUGUUAGCUGAGGCAGUUUGGUACAGUGUAGAGAGAGGCGUUUAGGGCAAUACAGUGACACAGACAUACAAAGUUGACGUGCAAGACUGUAAACUUGAGCGAGACAGACAUGAAGGCGGGUCAGUCCACUGUUGUCCAAUCUGUAGACUGCUGUCUUUUCUCCCCCUGUCAUGUCGGUGGUGUCUGAAUGGAUGUGAUGUGCUCGGACCAGCAGGUGUUGAAAUGAGGCUGAGGAAGGAGGCAGAAGUGGUGAGAGAAAGAAAUGAAGAAUGUCUUGAUUUGAAGUUGAAAACGAUGAAUUAAGCAACAGUGGGAAGUCGGAUGAUGAUCCACGGAUCCUAUCACAGGAGGUAUUUGUCUUUUGUGAAGUCAGCGAAGGUUUAUAGAAGGUGAAGUUUUUUGGGGGGUUUAUAUUCUUGAGACCAUGUCUUCCAGGAACUUGAGACAGCACUUGCAGAGUCAAUCAGUCCAGUGGUGAACCUUUUUUCACCAAGAAGUGUCCCUUAGGUUGGAUCAGGCGAGUAGCAGAGUGUCACUUUAUGAGGCUGCAACCGAGGAGUGUCUUUAAAUUGUAUACUUCCGUGGCUGCUGUUCGCCAGCAAGAGAACAAGCUCGUGAGGAUUCUCUCGAUAGCAAUAGACCCAAUGAUGUUGCACAGAAAUGUUAUGAUAUGAAUGUAUAGGACGUACGGUGGAGUGACGAGUAGCCAUAGUAACGUGGUUUACUUAUCUCUCUGUGCUCAGUAAAAAUCAACUCAGAAACUGGAUGUGAGUGUCCAUCACCUUUUUGGUACAAAAGGAUUAGUACAGUUUUUUAUUCCCAACUUUAUUCAAGAACGUGGUUUUUAGUUUGACUGCAGGAUGUUUUGUCACUUGCGUCUGUGCGCACAUGAAACGUCUGCUCUAUGAUUUCUUCUCUGCUCUCGGUUAUCUUUUUCUUCUGCGGUUGGAUUUUUUUGUGAGAUAAGUCUUUCAAAAUUCCCCAACCAAUAGAAUGCUCGUUAUAGUGUUAAAAAUGAAAUUGUCCCGCCCACAUCGUGGGUGUGUUAGCUUUACUGCACAAGCAAAAUCUGAAUGUGACAAAAUCUGAAUGUGCCACCAAUAAAUCCUGCUCUCAAACAGAAACACCACGCUGUCCAAUAAAGACGGGGGGGAAAUCCUACAGAUUAGAAAUCUCAAUCUCUGAAGCCAACAGGUCUCAGAUUGUAGGGAAUGGCUCUCUGGUACUCUCUUAUACUGUAAAUAUCAUGAAUGUACAACUUGAUAUUUCACUUUGUGUGUGGCCCAAAAAGGCUUUUUGAAUUGAAAUCUGCGGUGUAUGACGUGUUCAGUAUUCUGUACUGCAAUGAGGUUGUUUUUUUAAGAUGGGAAAUAAUUACAAUCUGCUGUGUCAUGUAAUGAUUUAAAACUUGAGUUUUGCUUCCUUGCACAAAAAAGACGUUUGUUUCCUUUUGCAUGGAUCAACUUUUCUUCUGUCUGUGCCUUUUUUGAGGACAUGUUUCAGGAAGACGUUGCUAUAGAUCUCCACAGGUACGUUUCUAUGUCUGUGUCUGACAUAUUUUCUGGAAUUUCUUGAAAUGUUGUUAUUAUAAAGUGAUAAUUUGUAUUCACGUGCCACUCACCACUGUUUUUUCAGAUUGACAAAAUGAGAUUUUAUACAGUUUUAUCAUGAGAGACCUUGUGAUUGCUUUUGGUGUUCACAUUAGAAAAGCACUAUAGCACACUGCUUUGUAGGGUACUCAAUCCAGCUUAGCAAAUUUGGAAUAUUUGAUCAAUAAUAUUUUUGAAUGCAAUGGGGGACUUUUUGUUUUAUGUUUUAAAUUGGCCUUUUAUAUGGUUGUAAAUCGUCUUCCUUAAGCUAAAUGUUGAGCAUUAUGAGCAAUAUUUUAAUAUACUUAAUUUCCACCAGCUGAUUUUUGUCCUGUUUUUGCCUCACAAAUAUAUAGCUGCUCGUGCCAACAUAGGUUUAAACAGAAAAAGAAAAUAAAAACUGUAAAAACAGUUAAUCCAUCUUUAAUGUUAUUAGGGCUGUCCAAUGCAAUGUUAUCACUAAGUGGCAAUAAAAAUGACUUUGGCAGUGAUGCUGGCUCAUGAAACAUCA